GCUUUUUCGUGUUAGAAAAGUUCAACUAGUGUUACUGUCAUUAGUGUCAAUUCAUAUCAUUAUGAUUGAGGUUAUUCGUAAAAUAAAAUAAUGAGUUAAAUCUUUAUUUUUAUGCGUCAUAUUUGAUAAAGUCUCUCCCAAAAUGACUUUAGCUACAUUACGUUUAAACUUUAUACGUGGCUUAAUUAAAAAUGCAACUUGUACUGCGUUACUUCAGAGGCCCUUGGGAUACAAGAGCUCCAUAUCAUUGGAAACCCUCUAUCCAAAUAGUUCUUUGAAGCUCACCACUCCUGCAUUUAAACCUGAUGGUAAUGAAAAAUUCUCAGGAUUCAUACCGAUACAGAAACUGGAUAUAUCAUACAGUGCCAGCUCUGGGCCAGGAGGUCAGAACGUAAACAAGGUUCAUACAAAAGUCGACUUAAGGUUUAAGUUGAGUGAUGCUGACUGGAUACAUCCCGAUAUUAGACAGAGAAUGCUUGAAUUGUAUGACAAGAAGCUGACAAAAGAAGGGUAUUUGAUCAUAAAAUCAGACUGCACUCGGUCUCAACAGCUCAACUUGGCUGAUUGCAUGCGGAAGCUACGCAAUAUGAUCCGAGAUGCUGAAGUCACAAAACGUGAACCUUCACCGGAAACUCAGGAAAGGAUAAGGCAGAGGCAGUUAAAAGCGGCGAGACUACGCGUGGCCAUCAAACGCGAAGAUUCAUUGAAGCGCUCCUUGAAACAACCUCCUACUGUUGUUGAUUUAUGAUUUUUCUACUAAUUGGGCAUACAUGAACGCUGGCCACACAGUCCUGUGUGUUAGAGCGAGAUAGGAAAUAGUGUUGUUUUGUGACUUUGUCACUUUAGAAUUUGAAGUAAACUGUCGUAUUAUAAUUAUUAAAAGUUUUAAAAUUAUAA
This is a messenger RNA of Bombyx mori (domestic silkworm), 897 nucleotides long. RefSeq names its product large ribosomal subunit protein mL62. Gene Ontology annotation, cellular component: mitochondrial large ribosomal subunit. The record is from RefSeq and is a predicted model, not a curated record. Lineage: Eukaryota; Metazoa; Arthropoda; Insecta; Lepidoptera; Bombycidae. The coding region runs from base 143 to 748 and encodes 201 amino acids. The transcript has 5 exons. Gene Ontology annotation, biological process: mitochondrial translational termination. Gene Ontology annotation, molecular function: translation release factor activity, codon nonspecific; peptidyl-tRNA hydrolase activity.